Molecule: messenger RNA, 1633 nt
Organism: Armigeres subalbatus
Lineage: Eukaryota; Metazoa; Arthropoda; Insecta; Diptera; Culicidae
Gene: SCCRO
Product: DCN1-like protein 1
Exons: 4
Coding region: 146-1165 (339 amino acids)
Biological process (GO): protein neddylation
Cellular component (GO): ubiquitin ligase complex
Molecular function (GO): ubiquitin-like protein binding; cullin family protein binding; ubiquitin conjugating enzyme binding
Source: RefSeq, a predicted model, not a curated record
UUAAUUUUCAGUGGACUGUUUUGCAUUUUUUGCUCCAUCGUCUGUCACCAAGUUUAAAAAAAUAUUAUGUCGAUUGAGUGUUCGUGAAAUUAUUUUCAUAUUUUCAUAAAUAUACGAGUUAAAAGAAUAAAUUUUCCUUGAUAAUAUGAACAGACUUAAGCUGAACCAGAAGGACAAGGUGAAGAAGUUCAUAUCUCUUACUCAGACAGGGGAGCAAACUGCAAUCUACUGUUUGCAAAACAAUGACUGGAAACUAGACUUGUCGUGCGAUAACUAUUUCCAGAAUCCCGAUGUCUACUAUCGGGAGCUGGACCGAAAGAAAAUUGAGCAGCUUUUCACGCGAUAUCGCGACCCCGCUGACCCGAACAAAAUCAACUCGGACGGAGUAGUCAAGUUUCUGGAUGACCUGUACCUUAGUCCGGAAUCCAAACUUGUGCUCAUAAUCGCCUGGAGGUUCAAAGCGGAAGCGCAAUGCGAGUUCAGCAAAGACGAAUUUAUUAACGGCUUCGGUGACUUGGGUGUAGAUAGCGUAGAAAAGCUGAAAGCCAAGCUGCCUCUAUUGGAGCUGGAGCUGAAGGACCCGAUGAAGUUCAAAGACUUCUACCAGUUCACUUUUAACUAUGCUAAGGAUUCGGGCCAAAAGGGGUUGGACCUUGAGAUGGCAAUUGCCUACUGGAACAUAGUACUUAAGGACAGGUUUAAAUUUCUCGAUCUCUGGUGCAAGUUUCUUGUGGAAAACCACAAACGCUCGAUCCCGAAAGAUACGUGGAACCUACUGUUGGACUUCGCGACCUACAUUGACGAUAGUAUGUCCAACUACGAUGCGGAAGGCGCCUGGCCAGUGCUAAUUGAUGAUUUCGUGGAAUGGUGCCAGCAGCAGAACAAAGUUUGCCAUCCGUCGGUAAUCACUUCCACCAGCAGUGCAGUAGCCGCGGGAGUGCACUUACCGUCCACGUCUUCAUCAUCCGCUUCUUCGCCAUCGUCUACGACGGUCACCAAUCCGUACAGCGCCAGCAAAGCAUGUGUAUUUCAGGUAACGGCAGGUUUUAGCAUGAAGUUGCAGUGCGCUUUAACGACACGAUUAAGCCGGAAUUGCUACCAGAGAUGUUUGACACAGGCUUCCAAUUUCCUUCAACUCGAAAAUCGCAGUGUGAGAUUAAAAUAGAGUUAUUCAUUAUUUUUCUUUGAAACCCAAUAUUCAAUCUCGUCAUGAAUGAAAUCGAAAGCCCAUUCAUCAUUUAGACGCCCGUUGUUCACAAUAAAGCGUUCUACGUCAAUUGUCCAUUUCCGUUUCUGGCACUUAAAUUUGUGACCGAAAACUCAUGUGUUGCAAGUUAAACUGGGAUAAAACAAAAGUCAAGCCAUAGACAUUGGAAUGUUUAAGUGGAUGUAUAGAGACAGAAAGUCACGUGAAAUUUUAUCUUAAUUUACACAGUAGAUUUAACACAGCAGCAAACUAAGUUUGAGCAUUAUAGACUAGUGUAAUAUACAUUUCGUUUAUGAACACAAAAAAAACUUUUGGUAGUGAUGCAACUAACGAAAACUAUUUGAAUUCAUUGAAUGUUGGAAACUUAUAUAUAUCAUGCUAUUACUACUAUUAGUACCAUUAAAUAAUGAUGUAAUAAAAAUAAAA